CCGUCUAUGUCUGUGAUGCAAAAAGCCGCUCUCGGACAGAAAACUGUGUCCCAAAACAACAGAAGCCCUUUCGGUUCUCUCACAUCCGUCCCAGGACCACGAGUCACGAGUUUCGGACAUGCGAACUGAACUACUGAAGAGCUCUCACACUAGCAAUGCACUCUCGGCUCUCAUUCUCACGCGACUGUAGAUUUUCACCUGCUCGGUCCAUGGCAAGCCUAACCAGCAAACACAAAGCCCACACAUCAAACACCUUCUGCACCAGAACACACCAGAUUGGCGCCCUAGCUUUGGUCGUUUCGACAUUCUUCGUCACCAGAAUCUUCAACCAAUCUUUAAAUUCCUGCAAUUAUUCCUCCGGGGAGGUAAAGACAUCCUUUGUCGACAAUGGUGGCUCGAUUUCGUGGCCUGAUAGAGGUUACGGAUCACAUCUCUUUCUCAAGAUUUAUGUCUACGAUGAACGCGAAAUUGAUGGGUUGAAAGAGUUAAUGCGUGGGAGGGACGGUAAGAUCUCUCCAGAGUCUUGCCUGAAAGGCCAAUGGGGAACUCAGGUAAAAAUCCAUAGAUUGCUGCUCCAGUCGAAGUUCCGGACAUUGAAGAAAGAGAACGCGGAUCUGUUUUUCGUUCCGAGUUAUGUUAAAUGUGUGCGAAUGAUGGGAGGUUUGAACGAUAAGGAAAUAAACCAGACGUAUGUGAAGGUUUUAAGUCAAAUGCCAUAUUUUCGACUUUCAGGUGGCCGGGACCAUGUUUUCGUCUUCCCAAGUGGUGCUGGGGCUCACUUGUUUCGGUCUUGGGCGACGUACUUGAAUCGAUCUAUCAUUCUUACUCCAGAGGGUGAUCGUACAGAUAAACGAGGUACAAGUGCAUAUAAUACAUGGAAAGAUAUCAUAAUACCUGGAAAUGUUGAUGAUGGGAUGACUAAACAUGGGGAUACCUUAGUCCAGCCUUUGCCCCUAUCAAAGAGGAAGUAUUUGGCGAACUACUUGGGCCGAGCUCAAGGAAAGGUUGGUCGUCUUCAAUUGAUAGAGCUUGCGAAGCAGUUCCCAGAUAAGUUGGAAUCUCCAGAGUUGAAGUUCAGUGGCCCUGACAAAUUGGGAAGGACAGAUUAUUUCCAACAUCUGCGCAAUGCAAAGUUCUGCCUAGCUCCACGAGGCGAGUCAUCAUGGACCCUUCGAUUUUAUGAAUCGUUUUUUGUGGAAUGUGUUCCAGUAAUCUUAUCAGAUCAGAUAGAAUUACCUUUCCAGAAUGUAAUGGACUUCACAGAGAUAUCAAUCAAGUGGCCAUCAACACGUAUAGAACAACUCUUGGAGUACCUAGAAUCAAUUUCAGAUGAAGAUAUAGAGGGAAUGAUUGCCCGCGGUAGACAGGUGAGAUGUUUAUGGGUUUAUGCUUCAGAAACUGAACCAUGUUCGGCAUUCCUUGGCAUUAUGUGGGAACUUCAGAGGAAAGUGAGAAAAUUCCACCAGUCAGCGGAAACAUUCUGGCUACAUAAUAGAUCUAUUGUAAACAGAAACUUGGAAGAGUUUCAUAACUGGAAGCAUCCGAUGCCUUUGCCGUGAUUUUUCUAAACAACUAUUUGAAUCUUUGCUGGGGUCUUUUGUAAUUAGUCAAUGGGUUUUGGUUGUUAGGCGGUACGGUAAUGAGCCCAUUUGAGGUAUUACUGUAUAAGAAAUGUUCUCAAGUCUAUUGCUUCUUUUCUUGAUGGACAGAGCUUUAUUAGACAUGGAUGUAGACAAGUUGAAUUGAGAAUGUACCUACAAAAGAAGUGGACAAACAGAUUCAACAUAUUUCAGAGCUCAAAUGAGCUGAUUAUAUUUUC
Macadamia integrifolia is the source of this 1819-nucleotide messenger RNA. RefSeq names its product probable beta-1,4-xylosyltransferase IRX10. Gene Ontology annotation, molecular function: glycosyltransferase activity. The transcript is spliced from 8 exons. The record is from RefSeq and is a predicted model, not a curated record. Lineage: Eukaryota; Viridiplantae; Streptophyta; Magnoliopsida; Proteales; Proteaceae. The coding region runs from base 156 to 1559 and encodes 467 amino acids.